AAGUUGCAGUCUCCCCCUGUUGCUGUUGAUGUUCUAACUUCUAUCUAUCGAUUUGUUCCAGUAUUCUCUCUAAGCCUUUAUUUCAACAAGCUUUCCUUAGAGCUUUCAAGUACUAUAUGGGAAGAAGUCUUAAUUACGCAAACCACUACUCUCUUUCUUCUGCUGCUGAAUAGAGCCACCCACUCAAAAGUUAUCUCCAAAAUUAUCAGGGGAUUUCGAAUCUUCUGCUGCUCACAAGUUACAACCACCCCUGCUUAUACUUGCUCUUCUGGUUCAUUAAUAUCUGUUGUGGAAUAACAAGAGAAAACUGACACUUCUAGGAAGCAAAUUAAAUCUGCCGGGUUCCGGUGAUGCCGGUGAUGGUUUCUGAUCAGUGAUCACGUACUCCUCAUCAGGAUGGUGGCCGGGACGGCUUUGGUGGGCGGCCUGAGUUCUUUGAAAGAUCGCAAGAAACAUUCUUGUCUCUGGUUACCCAGGAAUACCUUCUUCUUCUUCAGUCUCGUCCUGGUUUUUCUUUCCGGCUUCACUUUCUUCCACUUCUUCUCCUUGAAAAGAGAUGAGUACUUUCGUCCAAAGCUCAAGUCCACGUUGCAUAUUUUCCCGAUGGAAGCUGUUUCCGGCGAGUCAUCGCCGGCGACUCCGGCCAUCACAAUUCAAUCGACGGUAGCUCUUCCUGACCAGGUUCUGGUGUUCCUAAAGUACCCUCCGUCAACUCCGUUAUUUGCCAAAGAUGACAUCAGAUGUAUAUACUUGUCCUCGCCCAACUCAACCAAUAAUCAUCAUCAUCAUGAUCAGCUUGAGCUCUUCCCAGAAUCAGUGGAGGACGAACACCUGGAUCGGCAGAUCGUACGGUGCCCACAUGUGCCACGUGGCUUGGUGGUUUCUGUUUCCUUCAAGGCCAAUGGCAACUUCCCAAUCGGGCCCGUAUAUCGGUGGGACUCAUUGGCCUACGAGGCGAUGAUCGACCGUGACAACACCACGGUGGUUUUUGUCAAAGGUUUUAAUCUACGGUCAGGACGGGUCUAUGACCCUUCCAAAUUCAAGUGCGUCUACGGUUGGGAUUUGUCGAGACCCAAGUCAACGUUGUUAUCCGACGCCGUAUCAGUAGCUCAGGAAAUUGUGCGUUGCAAGACGCCUAGGAGCAUCUUGAAUGGGUCACACAAGAAUUGGCACGGGAAUGUUUCAAUCAAGGUUUCGGUUAGGCUAGUUGAUAGGAGGAAGAUGUUGAAUUCAAUUGCAAGGCCCGAAACUCGAUUGAAGCCCGGCCCAAAAGUCGAGAAACGGCACCAAUUGUGCAUUUGCACUAUGCUAAGAAAUCAAGCACGCUUUCUACGGGAAUGGGUGAUGUAUCACGCUCACAUUGGCGUGGAACAUUGGUUUAUUUAUGAUAACAACAGUGUUGAUGACAUUAAGGACGUAAUCCGAUCAUUAAUUGAUGAUAAUUACAAUGUUUCGCGACAUGUGUGGCCGUGGAUCAAGUCCCAGGAAGCUGGAUUUGCUCAUUGUGCCUUGCGGGCUAGAGAUUCAUGUGAAUGGGUUGGAUUCAUCGACGUUGACGAAUUCUUUCACUUGCCAUCGGGCUUGUCACUCCAUGAUGUUCUCAAGAACCAGUCCAAGUCAGAAGAGAUUGUAGAGCUACGGGCCGCGUGUCACAACUUUGGCCCAUCGGGCCUUCGCAAGGCCCCCAUGGAAGGGGUAACCGUAGGGUACACUUGUCGAAUGAAGUCUCCGGAGAGGCACAAGAGCAUAGUGAAACCUGAAGCACUGAAUGAUACAUUGAUCAAUAUGGUGCACCAUUUUCACUUGAAUGCUGGUUUGAGGCCAGCCAAUUUGGCCAAGAACAUGCUAGUCAUCAACCACUAUAAGUACCAAGUGUGGGAAGUGUUCAAGCAGAAAUUCGACAGGAGGGUGGCUACGUAUGUCUCUGAUUGGAAACAAAAGCGAAAUGGACAGUCCAAAGAUCGAACACCUGGUUUAGGGACCAGUACUGUUGAACCACCAGAUUGGACGAGCAGGUUUUGUCAGGUCAAGGACACUGGCUUGCGGGAUCGUAUAAUCAAGACGUUUGCUGAUCCAAGGACCGGCAGGUUGCCGUGGCAAAAGAAUAUUAGCUUGAACGUAAACAUGGUGAAUGAAGAAGUAGUUGUAAUCAAGAGCCCGCAUCAAAACUCAAGGAACCCUCCUCAAAAAUCAAAAGGAGUUGCCCAAAAUGGAGGAGAUGGAAAAGAGACCUUGUUCAGCCCCAGGUUCAGAUCCGUGGCAGCAAUGGCUGGCUGGGACGAGGAGGCUCUUAUGAUGGCCAGUAUUGUAGUUGAAGACACCCCAGAUAGGCAUUUCAAGCAAAAGAAACGCCCCACUUUGCAAAGUCUCAAGACUCCCCCUACGAAUUCAAGAAGAAAACGCAGAGGGCAAAGGAGGAGUCCUUCUUGUCUGCCAGUGGUUGCUCUUGAUCUUGAGGAUGACGAGACUCCAACAGAAUCAGAGACCAAGAAAGAGAUGACAGAAUCAACAACUGUUCGAGAUAAAGAGAAUAAAAGAAGUGGAAGUCAAUCCGAUGCACAGAGUUCCAUUAAUUCCUCUUCCAGUUCAGCUAUUCCAUGCAUCGAUCGACUUCGUGAAGAGCUUUCUUGUGCAGUUUGUUUGGAGGUUUGUUUUGAGCCCAGCACAACUCCUUGUGGGCAUAGUUUUUGCAAAAAGUGUUUGAGAUCCGCGGCUGAUAAAUGUGGAAAGAAAUGCCCAAAAUGCAGGCAGCUAAUCAGCAAUGGAAGGUCCUGCACGGUGAAUACAGUUCUUUGGAACACAAUUCAGAUGCUAUUUCCACAAGAAGUUGAAGCCAGAAAGGCAGCCGGUGCUUUAAAUAGUCGCCAAGCUCAGCGUCAGAGUCCAACAAGACCGAAUCAUACUAAUGCUCGGAACAGAGCUGUUCAAGCGUUAAGCAGUCCCGAGUCAGGAAAUCACAGCCCCAGCAGCAGAAGGGGUUAUCAGAUUACCAGAAGACAGAGUGUCCAGCCUUCUAGGUUGUCGAGGAGGAGAAAUGAGUUGCCAAGCCAGGAUCAGGAUGCUGCAUUGGCUUUGAGAUUGCAAAGAGAAGAGUUUAUGGGGGCAUUUAGGGGACCUGAUGAUGAAUAUAGAAACUCUUUUGCAAUAGCAAGAGCUAACUUGCGGGCUAUGGCAUCUCGGGCCAUUAGAGCUAGAGGGCUCUAGCAUUAGAGAUAUUCUGCACUUUUACUUUGUUGCUUAGUCUUCUGGCAUUUUCUGUCAAUUGUAUACCUAGUUGGCUUGGUAUCCUUUUCCUCAAUGGAAAUAACCUUAAUUAGAUGUC
Molecule: messenger RNA, 3322 nt
Organism: Coffea arabica (coffee)
Lineage: Eukaryota; Viridiplantae; Streptophyta; Magnoliopsida; Gentianales; Rubiaceae
Product: glycosyltransferase family 92 protein RCOM_0530710
Cellular component (GO): cytoplasm
Molecular function (GO): metal ion binding; glycosyltransferase activity
Source: RefSeq, a predicted model, not a curated record